CUCAAUUUUCACUCGAAAUGAAAAUUUGUGUACUUGGGAGUCCAUGAUGAUUAAAUAAACUAAGAUUUCACCAUGACUGCAAUUUUAGAGAGAUGCGAAAGCGAAAGCCUAUGGGGUUGCUUCUAUCCCUAGACAUUCCAACUAGAUGGAAUUCUUUGUACUUAAUGUUAGAAGUUGCUGAAAAGUAUGAGCUUGCAUUCGAUAGGGUUGAUGUUGAGGUUGAGGAGAAGAAGCAGUAUGGAUUGGAUCUCUCAAAUGGAAUCAAUGGCACUGCUCAGGAGGAGGAUGAUGAUGCUGCUGCUGCCGACGGCUCUUACGUUUUUGUUAGCGGCAAGGAUGCGGUUGAAGGCGGCGAUCCGGUUGAGGCGGAUCACGAAGCCAAUGGGAAUGGGACUAGGGAGUUGGAAAUAGUCAAUGGUGACCAAAUUGAUGGUAGUGGUGGUGGGGAUCUUACUGUUCCUAUUAAGGAUCGAAACGGUGAGCCGUUUGUUUCCCAAUCUGAUGAUCACCGCCAUCCUGAUAAUGGAAUUAUGACUCAGAAUGGCGAAUCAUCGAUUCCCGAGGAUGUUGUGGCACAGAAUAUUGUAGUGAAAGGGAGUCAUGAGCCUGAAUUUGAAGUUUUGGGUGUUGGGGAUCGAGACCUUCAGGGGCAAGUCAAAUCAAAUUUGGGUUUAGGAUUAGAAGAAAAUAACGAAUCUCAGAUUGGGGUUGAGCAGCAGGCCCCGGUGGCGCAGCAGCAGCAACAGGCUCCGGUGGCGGUAGCAGCAGCAGUAGCAGGCUCCGGUGGCGAUAGCAGCAGCAACAGAUGGGUCUGGUGGUGGCAGUCGGCAGCAGCAGCAGCAGAGCAGAUGGCUUUGGCUGAACAACAGCAGCAGCAGCAGAUGGGUCCGGUGGUGGCAACAGCAGAUGGUCCGGCAGCAACAGCAGCAACAGCAGCAACAACAGGGAAACUGAAGGUUAAAUUUAAUUGGAUGGGGAUCCCCGCGGGGCCCCACGGGGCGGGGAAAAUUUCGCGGGGAGAAAAUGAUCCCCGUCCUCGCCCCGCGGGGAGGAAUAUUCCUCCUCGCCCCAUCCCCGUGGCGGGGAUCCCCGCGGGGCCCCGCAGGGAACGGGGAGAAUUGCCAUCCCUAAUUGAAGAGGACAAUCCAAAGCUAAACAUUUUAGCUUGGUGGAAGCUGAACUCACCUAGGUUUCCUGUUCUUAGUGCAAUGGCUAAGGAUGUAUUAGCUGUGCCAAUAUCAAUUGUGGCCUCGGAGUCUUGUUUUAGCACCAAUGGUCGUGUGCCUAAUGCUUUUAGAAGCUCUUUAACACCAAGAAUAGUUCAGGCUUUAAUUUGUGCUCAAGAUUGGUUGAAGCCUAAGGGAAAUCUUGUAUUUGAUGAGGAAGAUUUAGACAACUUAUUAAAUAUUGAACAAUGUGUUGAGAAGCUUGGUUUGGAGGCAACUUUUUUGCGAUGUUAGCAUGAACAGGUUUGUUAAGUUAUUUUUAGAUUAGCUUAAUUUCCAAUUAUAUAUUCUAUUUUAUGUUGUAGCAUUUGAAUUUUGACAUUUGCCUUUUGAAUAAUGUUUAUAAACAGAUUCUAUUUUUGGACAGUGGAAGCUUGGGAGGAAAGACAAAAAAAUGUGGAUAUUGGCUAACUUUAUUGUGCAAACUGUUAAGUGCUGACUUUUUAGUUUAAGUUAGAUAAUGACUUCUUUUGGAAUAAUAUUUUGCAAUAUUUAGAUAUUUGCAUAGAUAUUAGAUAGUUUGGUUGGUGCUUGUGGUUAACUGCUAACAUUUUUUGAAUCUUUUUAUCUUUUAUCUUUUGAUAUCAUGUAAGUAUAGCAGCAGUUGAGUCUAGUGAUCUUUUGUUCUAACAAAGUAACAAGUACUUUGAAUAUGUACUCUAUAAGAUAGUAUAUUUUUGGUGUAGCACUAGCACCAACCAAGUUAAUGAAAAAUGAAAUUGAAUGAAUGAUCCAUCAUAGAUUGUUUAUUAUAAAUUUAUAGUGCUUAUGUGUUUGUCAUUUGUCAUGCUCUAUUUGUAUCCAUGGGAAGGAAAAGAGAGAAGUAUUUAAUAUAAUAAUUGAAAUUCUUGAGGAAGGGUUUGUUGUCUUGUUGAGUAUUAUGUGUUUAUCGUCUCGAAAUUGGAUAUUUUGUGUUGCAUUGGUUUCCUCUAAUUGUUUUGACUGCUCUAAUAUUUUUUUUUUGUUGUCUUGUUGAGCUUUAUGUGCAUAUUAUCUAUAGAAAUUGUAUAUUCUAUUUUGUUUGUGUGCUGUAAUUGACAUGGUUUGUUUCUAAUUUAACUGUUGAUUUUGGGUUUAUCAAGUGUUGGUGUAUUUGGUUUCUUAGAAUAUGUGCCUUCUAUUAUAAAUUAAUUUUGAAGUU
Rubroshorea leprosula is the source of this 2367-nucleotide messenger RNA. NCBI's taxonomy places the organism in Eukaryota, Viridiplantae, Streptophyta, Magnoliopsida, Malvales, Dipterocarpaceae. The record is from the annotation of a GenBank genome assembly.